AGCGAGGACAAAAUAAAAUGAAGCGCUCCUGCCCUAAAAUGAAAUGUUAUUAAAUGUGUACAGAUGUAUGAAACGCAGCUCUAUACACUAUAUGAAAGUAAUACUUUACUACAUAAAAGUAGAUUACUGCGUGUAUUUUCGUUUGUUCGCCGUUAGUUGACCGUUGGAAACACGUUUAUCAGUCAGACUUUUAUGUUAAAGGUUGUAACCGGACGUGUUUUGAGUUUGUGGAGAAACGUUUGACUUUACUCACGUUGUUUCCAGUGCUGUCGAUUCUGCAGAUUCAGGAGGAAACCACACAGCAGAGAGAUGUGGUGGGUGCUGUGGGUGCUUGCCGCCUUGCUGGCUCUCUUCUGCAGUCUGGAUGUGUGGUACUUCCUGCGGGUGGCUGCGGUGGUCCUCCGGGCCUGGUUCCAGCCUCCAGUCUGGGAUGUCACAGCGGAGCAGAUCCUAACAGGCCUGGUCACUCCCCACGACAUCGACAUGUGCCACAUGAACAACGCUCGUUACCUGCGCGAGUGUGACUUUGCCCGGUUCUCUCUCUACACGCGUAACGGUGUGUUCAAGGCCUUGCGAGCCCUCGGAGCUUCCAUGGUAGUCGGGGCUACCACCAUCCGUUACCGCAGGGCUCUGUGUAUAGGUGAGGGUUACGAGCUGCGGAGUCGGAUCGUCACAUGGGAUGACAAAGCCUUUUUCCUGGAGCAGAGAUUUGUGUCUACAAAAGAUGGGUUGGUCUGUGCCGUCAUGUACUGCAAGCAGAGCGUCAUACGCAGCAGCCCGGACAAGAUCAUGCAGCACCUGUGUAAGCGGAAGGUGGAGUGCCCUGAGUUUCCAGAGGACCUUCAGCACUGGGUCAGCUUCAUCUCUGCCAGCAGCCAGGCCCUCAGGGCAGAGAGUGGACUAGAGGAGAAGAACAAAUAAGGCUGGACAUGGCACAGGCAGUUAUAAAGACUGGCUUUUUGUUUAGCCAGCCAAUUAACCUGCCCAUGAAUCAAAGUCGCCUGAGAGAGAAUUUUCUCUGCUGUUGUCUCUCUUCAGUGAUGACAUUUACUUGACUUAAACACACUCGUGCCUACAAUUCUGAAAACAAGCUUUACUUAGAUCCCAAUACAUGUGAAACACUGGCGUAACCAGCAAACCAUGUUGUUUAGAGAAGCUGAAAAGCAGGGUUAAUGAUCCUCAUUUACCUAUACGGUAGAAAAGUAAUAUGAUUGUAUAAAGUGUAUGGUCUUGCACUAUGGCAGCAAUAAAACAAAUUAGUUUUGAA
Thunnus maccoyii (southern bluefin tuna) is the source of this 1267-nucleotide messenger RNA. RefSeq names its product protein THEM6-like. NCBI's taxonomy places the organism in Eukaryota, Metazoa, Chordata, Actinopteri, Scombriformes, Scombridae. The transcript is spliced from 3 exons. The coding region runs from base 310 to 921 and encodes 203 amino acids. The record is from RefSeq and is a predicted model, not a curated record.